This is a messenger RNA of Varanus komodoensis (Komodo dragon), 6585 nucleotides long. It is a transcript of the gene FBRSL1, whose product is annotated as fibrosin like 1. The transcript has 22 exons. Bases 613 to 4584 code for a protein of 1323 amino acids. The record is from RefSeq and is a predicted model, not a curated record. Lineage: Eukaryota; Metazoa; Chordata; Lepidosauria; Squamata; Varanidae.
UCGUCUCAUCGCUGCUCUGGAUUUAUGAUUUUUCCCUCCCUCCAAGCCUGGAUUCGACCUCCUGGAUCUGCCUGCGCGUCCCUGAUUUUUUUCUGCGUGCGAUUUUUGCUGUUUGCCCCCCGGUGUACACAUUCCCACCCUCCCCCGGAGGUGGAGGGGGUGGUCGCGGUGGUGGUAGCCGAAGAGGCAGCUUGGCUCUGCUGCUUCUCUCUCUCCGGAUCCGAACUGGAGAUUAAUUGCAGUGUGGUGGUUUGUGUCUUUAAAAAAACCCCCCCAAUUAAUUUGGGUGCCUUUUUUUUGGAAAGGGAGGGGGAAGAUUCGUCAAGGUCACUUCGUGGAUUUACAUUUCCCCCCUCUUCUGGAUCUCUUCCCCACCCCUUUCUUUCUUCUGCCCUCCAUCGGAUCACCCCUUUCUCUCCAUAGAGGUCUGUUGGAUUAUAUUUCUCUGCUUCCCCCCGCCCCCCUUCCCUUUGGAUUUGAUCAGCCCGAAGAAAGGAGCCCUUUAAAAAGAGAGAGAGAAAGAGAAGCUGGAUUAGUAGGGUGCUUUUGUAUUUUUUUAAAUCGCGCUGAUCUUCUGAAAUAAAAUUUUGGGAUAUUAUUAUUAUUUUGGAAAUGGAUGGGAAAAUCAAACAGAGCAGGAAAUCUAGGUCCCAAAGGGACCGUGUGAGGCGAAGGGAUCCAAAUGGCCGAGACCGCCCGAAUCAAAGCCCUUCUUCGGCAUCCGAGAGGGAACUGAGUCCGGGUAAGGAGAACACGAGCCAAAACUGCCCAAAUCCUAAGAGCCAGACAUCUGCAGCCAGAAACGUCAGACCUCCGAGGCGGAGAAGGCGAGAAUCCAGCUCCCAAGAAGAGGAUUUAAUUGAUGGAUUUGCAAUCGCCAGCUUCAGUACCAUGGAAGCCUUGGAGUUUACUACUUCUGAAAAUCAAGUCUGCGUGUGCAGUUCAGGAAGUCCUUCGUUCAAGCCUCGUGUGUGCCAUGAAGGGAAGCCCUGCUCUUUCAGCCUCACUCCUCUUUUCCUGACCAUGGCAAUGUGGAGGGUGACAACAGCAGCUGGCUUGAAGGAUUUCGGCAGGAUGAAGGACAUGUUAUUGAAACCUCAGGAGAGAAAGGAAAAAUGGGAGAGACAACCAGGAAAGAAGCCUCGAGAAUCUGAUCGCUGCGUGUCGGCCGAGCCCGGUGAAAAUGGCCAUAACAAUGAUGCAGGGAGCUCGGGGAGAGAGACGGAUCGGGGCAAGGAGCGAGUGAAGAAGAAAGUCCCCUUGAAAGUCCACAAACAGAUGAAGGUCCCAGCAAAACGAAGCGGCAGGAACAGUGAGGACGACAGCAUCCAAGAGGCCACAAGCUCCCAGCUCAGCAGCUCCAGGGAUUGCCUCAGUGACAGUUCUGCUCAGUCGCUUUCCGGAAAAGGUUAUUCGUGUGACAGCGAAAGUGACGUUGAUGAUAAGAAUUCAGCGGACCUGGAGCUGCCUCGUAUCGGGAGUGGCUUGGUAGCAGCUAAGGCUUCUGAAGGCUCGGAGAAGCUCUUCUCCCCUGCUGCAGCAAGAGGUCCAGCCUCGAAUGACAAAGCCGAAGCGAAAGCAGGAAGUAUCCCCAAGGUGUCUGGGCUGGAGCGCAGCCAGGAGCUGAACCCGGACCUGCCCUUCGGGCUGCCUCUCCACAGCCCCCCACCCACCACGACCGUUCCCACGACCUCCUCCGCACCCACGUCCAGCGCUCGGGCCAGCCCGCUCCUGAAGAAAGAGCCAUUGAUCUCAGCACCAGCCCUGCCGAGGCUCACCCCUCAGCCGCAGCCUCGGCCCCAGUCGCAGCCUCAGCCUCGGCCUCAGUCGCAGCCUCAGCUGCUGCCUGAGCUUCGGACACAGCCUCCAAGCCACAUCCCGCCUCCGCUUGGUUACCAGGUGCAUCACCAGGUGUCCCACAACGGACUCAAUAACAUCAGCAGAAGCAGCAGCGCCAGCAGCACCACGAGCAUUAGCCUCCCCAAACACCUCCCCCUGUCCCCGCAGAUCCCUCCCCACCAUUCCUCCGGCCCGGCUCUACCCCUUUCCAUCUCCAACCUCGCUGCCUCCCAUUUCCCACUCAGAUCACCGUCCCAACACCAGCACCAUCCGGCCAUGUUUGCUACCCCUCCAACGCUGCCACCUCCUCCAGCGUUACCCACCAAUAGCCUUGUGAUCCCGGGUCACCCCGCAGAUCACGAGCUGCUCAGGCAAGAGCUGAACAAUCGGUUUUUGGUUCAGAGUUCGGACAGGGCUGGUGCCCCCCUCGGCCCGGGGCCGCUGCAGAGGGCAGAGUUCCACCAGCACCAACACACCCACCAGCACCAACACACCCACCAGCACACAUUCACUCCUUUUCCGUCCAGUCUGCCCCAGAUGCCGCCCUCCGCACCUCCCCUGUUCGACAAGUACGCUCCCAAACUUGAUAACCCUUAUUUUCGACAUUCCAACUUCUUUCCAAGCUACCCUCCGGCAAUGCCUGGAAUGCCACCUAUGCUUCCACAUUCAGGUCCUUUCGGGUCACUUCAGGGAGCAUUUCAGCCGAAGACUUCAAAUCCGAUCGAUGUAGCAAGCAGACCUGGUGCAGUACACCAUGCUCUUCUGCAAAAGACACCAGGGGUGUCUGAUCCCUAUCGGGCUCCAGUACGAGUAAGUAAGAAGCCUGGAAAGUGGUGUGCAGUUCAUGUACAGAUCGCCUGGCAGAUCUACCAUCACCAGCAGAAGAUAAAGUACCUCCUGUGGAAUAUGGAGUGUUAUCCUGUUCAGAGUGAAAUGAGCGGUACGGUGAAGGACAUUUUACAAAACAUAGAGCAGCAAAUGCAGCUGGACCCCCACAAACUCGAAAUAGGCGGCAAACUCGACCUGUUCAGCAGACCUCCUGCCCCCGGCGUGUUCCCGGGGUUCCACUACCCUCAAGACCUGGCCCGGCCCCUCUUUUCCACUACAGGUUCUGCCCACCCAGCCACCACCCCCUUUGGACCCUCACCUCAUCACAGCAGCUUCCUGCCUACUAGCCACUUGGCAGGUAAGUAUCCAUUUAGCAGGUCAAGCACCUUCAGCGGCCUUGGGAACUUAGGCAGCAAUGCCUUUGGAGGAUUAGGCAGUCAUACUCUGAGUCACAAUAGCAUUUUUGCCCACAAAGAAGGGCCCAGUGUCCAGAGCUUCAACAACCCACAUGAGCCAUGGAACAGACUCCAUCGGACCCCGCCUUCCUUCCCGACGCCGCCUCAGUGGCCCAAGCCCGGUGACUCUGAACGAAGCUCCUCCGUGACCAAUCAUGACAGAGACCGAGAAUCUGAGAAGAGGGAUCUUUCCUCAAGCAAAGAUGACCGAGAGAAGGAGAGGGAUCUUCUGGAUAAAAACAGACAUUCAAACAGAUCCUCGCCAGCUUCAGCUCCAGUGACUCACCAGAUCAGCAACCUCAUUCGCAGCAACAGCCAAACCUCUUGUGAUCCCACCAGGCAAGUGGGCCUCGGUGAACGAGAAAGGUCUAAAGAGCCGGAGAGGGAGAUUCCUGACCGACUGAGGGAUCCUCCUCCAGUUGUGGAGCACAAGAUCAAAGAAAGCCGCUCCCCAGUGAAGGAACCACCAAGCCAUGAAAAAAGAUCCUCCGAGGACAAUGCAAAGCCAGUAAUCCAGUCUGUAUCUCCCUACAGCAAACCUGCACUGAGUGAGAGUUUAAAACUCAGCAAUCUAAUGAACAAAGACAUUGAAAGAAAGCCAGAACUUCCGACUGACCUUCAGAAGAUUAAGCAUGAUAUCAAGGUCAAAGAGGAACGUAAGGAGGACGGUGAUGUAUUGGUUGUGAGCUCCGAACCUUCGCAGCAUUCCAGAAGCGUCGAACAUCCUCCACCACCACCUACUUUGCAUGGCUUGCCACUGCCCCAUAGCAUGGCAGCCACAAUGCCCAUUUCAAUGGGCAGCGUCCAUCAGAUGAACAACAUGAAUGUCCUGGACCGCAGCAGAAUGAUGACUCCAUUAAUGGGCAUGAACCCACUGCCAGGCAGGGAGAGACUCCCACACCCCGGGUUCUCCUGGGACCCAAUGCGGGACCCACUGCGAGAUGCCUACAGGAACUUAGACCUGCACCGUCGGAUGGAUUUCCAGCUCCGAGCAGAUCCCAUCCAUCGGUUCCCCACCACGUCUGGGUUCUACGAUCACGAGCGCUCCUACCGAGACAGGGAGCCCCACGACUAUAACCACGAGAACCUUCUCGAAGCGCGGCGCGAGCAGGAGCGGCUCAGGCAGGCCGAGGAGAGGGAGCGGUUGCACUUGCGGGAGGAGCUUGAGCGUGCCCGGAUGCACCACUUGCACUCGUCCCCCAUCGAGAACCACCUGGCCCACGUGCCGUCCUUCCUGCCUCAUCUCAGCGGGAUGCACUAUCCCAGACUCAGCCCCUCGGCUGCCAUGCACAACGGGAUCUUGAACCGAAACCCGCCCACAGCCGCCCUGAGUGCCCCGCCCCCAUUGGUGCCAGCCAGUAGUACAAGACCUUCCUCCCCCCGCCGGACUACGCCACUCACAAACUCAGAGUCGAGAGACUAUUCUCCUUCUAGGAACCCCAAAGAAGUAGAGGCACGAUAGUCCCUAACCAACAAACAGGAUGAGUUUUAGACCUUGCCUGUAAAUAUAGGAGAAGGGGGGGGGGGGUCUUUUAAAAAUGCACUGCUGUAAACUUUUUUAAAACUGUAAAAUUUGUAGAAAUUAAGCACAGUUCCAUAAAUAAUUUGGGGGGGAGGGGAGGGUCACAGGCUGCAAACCUUCCAAGCAGGUGGUCGCUGAAAAUGGAAAUUUAAUAUAUAGGUCUUGAUUAUUAUUAUUUUUUUUUGCUUUUGCUUCUGUGCUGAGUUAAAAUAUUACCAAGUUUGUACAUUUUUCCCAAAUGUGAGAAAUGUUUUUAAUGAAUUUGUAUUUUUUUUAAUUUUGUGCUCUUUAUUCACAUAAAAGGCUUUUGUUUUUAGUUCAGAUCUAAUGGCCUCAGAUCCUUAAGUAAAAACAAAAUACAUACCCAGGGUUUCUUAAAGUAUUAUUUAUGGAAAUACUGUAGUUUCGUACAAGUCCACUGUGAGGUUCCCAAAUUGAGGCCAUUCAUUUCUCUUGGUACUUUGGAACUGAAGUUACAGAUAUAUAUUAAAAAUAAUAAUAAUAAUAAUAAUAAUGUACAAAAACUGUUUGUUUUUUGCCUUAUAUUACGGAGAAAUGAGAGUUUUUUUGACUUCUUGUUUUAAACAACAAAAAAGAAAACAAUAUGUAAAUAUUCUGUUAAUAUAAAUGUACACCAAUAUUGAAUUCUUAACAUAGGUAGCCUUUAUAAAAAAAAAAUGGUUUCUAGAACCACUCUCUGGUUAUUUGUUAACAUUAUGCUAACUCAUUUUUGUCACUGUCUGGAAAAAAACAAUCCUGGCAUACGUACAACCCCCGCAUCCCAACUAAUUGUGGCAUAUAACCUUCAACUAUGCAAAAGCAGGUGGGGACAGGGAAGGACCCCCCCCCCCACACCCACACACUCUCUCUCUCCCUCUCUCUCUCACCUUCUCAGCCUCCAGCUAAUAAAUAGCUCUGUAGAAAGAAUGGCAAUACGAUACAGAGAGGAAAAAAUGUGUUCCACCCAGCAUUUCCCACCCAAAGUACCCCUUUUUGUGGGGCUAUUUUUUCCAUUUCAGUUUAGUCCAUAUACUGCAAGGUACAUUCAGUCAAAAAAGGUUCCCUAUUACUUAUUAUCAAAGUGUGUACAUCUCUGAUAAACCAACACAGUAAUAAGCAAGAGACGCCCACCAACACAAACACACACACACCUCUGGCCACCUUCCUCUCUCCCGUUCAGACCAGGCGCACGGGGCACUCAAACACAAUCCCCGGCCGAACCCUUGUCCUCUCAUUUAGCACGAGGAAUGCUAGGAGCGCAAAACAAACACAAAAACCCUCCAAUAGUUAACUGAAGAAACAUACUGAUUCUAUGUCCUUUGCAAUAACCUAUUCAAAUGUUUGUUUCCGUGUGAGAGCUGCCUUGAAUUUUGGGGUUUGGGGCAUUUUAAGCAUGAAUUCCACUUUUUUUUCCCCUUAUGUGAAUUUUGCUAUGCCUCAGUCAGGUAUGGAAAGAGUUCCUUUUAAAAAGUUACAAUUGCUCAAUCUGGUUGUUUGGCAAAACUGGAACCUGGGCUGGGUUCCAUUCAGUCUCCUGCCCCCUAGAACCAAGUGUCAGGUCUUCGGCUUUUUUUUAAGUCCCUGCACACAGUGGGAACCCCACACCCCACACCCAGUUGGUUAAGUAAAGCCCUGGCCAGAAGACACAAACGAAGAUUUCCUCUGCUUCACCUAGUGCACCUACCUUGGCGGUGACAGCCUUGUUUGUAACCGCCUCCUUUCCCCACUUUUUUUUUUAAUCUUCCAGUAUUCAUGUUUUUAUAUUACUCUGAGUUUCUGCUUUCUGGUUAACUCAAACAUCUGCUGGUAUUUUCUUCCCUUGACUUUCUGUAUUUCCUCCCCCUCCCCUCCUCCUGUCUCCCUGCAUCCCCUGUAAUUUUAAACAUUUGGUUUCUUUGUAGAUCAUUGAAGAUAAAUACAACAUUGAUUUUGGAUGAAAAA